This is a messenger RNA of Cornus florida, 2363 nucleotides long. Its product is annotated as protein trichome birefringence-like 16. The transcript has 5 exons. NCBI's taxonomy places the organism in Eukaryota, Viridiplantae, Streptophyta, Magnoliopsida, Cornales, Cornaceae. Gene Ontology annotation, molecular function: acetyltransferase activity. The record is from RefSeq and is a predicted model, not a curated record. Gene Ontology annotation, cellular component: Golgi apparatus. Gene Ontology annotation, biological process: plant-type secondary cell wall biogenesis; xylan biosynthetic process; xyloglucan metabolic process. The coding region runs from base 248 to 1798 and encodes 516 amino acids.
CUCUCUCUCUCUCUCUAGAUGCAUCUACUUCCAGCUUCGACACAUAUAGGCAAAUACGUAAUCUAUAUGUUUGCAUACAUUGAUCAAUUCAAUAUUAGUUGACGGUUAAUUAUUGUUCGACAGAGCAUUGAUGAUAUUGAUUUGGUUCGCGAUCCAGAAUUUGGUUGAUCCCAGCUGAAUUCAAUAUAUUACACAGUCCACAUUUUUACUUACUCCCUCUAAAUCGGACGCAUUUGCUAUUUCAAGGAUGAAAGGUGGCUGUUAUGGAUUGAGGGUUAAACAACUCUCUAUUGGUCUGAUUGCUCUUUUCUGCAUGACCAUUCUUAUUUGGGUAUCGGACAGAACCCCACUUCUCACCUCCUUACUUCCACCUCGGAAUCACCUGUUGCAGCUAUCUCCAGGAGGUGCAGAGAUUCUAACGGGUGCUCCCCUCUCAAGCUCACCAUCUUCAAUGUCGCAUACAUAUGUGAACAAAGACACACCAACAAAUGCAGAAAAAGAUAUGGUUAAUAAACAAGGCAAACAGCAUUUUAAUGCAUCAGAUCAAAUGGUUCCUGCAAAAAGCUCCCCUGAAAUUAGCUGGAUGGAAACAAAUGUCAUAAUGACUCCUAUUGUGAAGAAAGGAAACAUAUCCACAGGCGCAGAAAAAGAGAUGGUAAAUGAACCAGAGGAACCAAAUUUUGGUGCAUCAGAUCCACUGGGUCAUGCAAAUAACUCUACUGAAAUUAGGAAAACUGAAACAAAUGUAACAACUACUCCUGCUGGAAAGAAAGCCUGUAACUAUGCCAUUGGAAAAUGGGUCAUAGAUGACAGUCGGCCUUUAUAUUCUGGGCUUGGUUGCAAACAGUGGCUGUCAGGGAUGUGGGCUUGUCGGUUGACGCAGCGCACAGAUUUUGCGUAUGAGAAGUUAAGGUGGAGGCCAAAAGAUUGUGAAAUGAAAGAAUUUACUGGGUCUAACUUCCUGAAAAGGAUGCAGGACAAAACUUUAGCUUUUGUUGGGGAUUCGUUAGGUCGACAGCAGUUUCAAUCACUAAUGUGCAUGAUCACUGGUGGUGAAGAGAGGCCUGAUGUCAUUGAUGUGGGGAGGGAGUAUGGUCUUGUCAAAGCUCGCGGUGCUGCUCGCCCUGAUGGAUGGGCUUAUCGGUUCCCAAGCACCAAUACUACCGUCCUCUAUUAUUGGUCAGCUAGCCUGUGUGAUUUGGAGCCAAUUGAUCCCAAAAACCGAGAGACUGAUUAUGCCAUGCACCUUGAUCGGCCACCAGCAUUUUUGCGUCAUUUUAUUCACAAAUUUGAUGUCCUCGUUCUCAACACUGGACAUCAUUGGAAUAGAGGGAAGCUGAAGGCAAACCGGUGGAUCAUGCACGUUGGGGGUGUGCCAAACACCAAUAGGAAGAUUGCAGAGAUCGGAGGUGCCAAAAACUUAACAAUAUACAGUAUUGUGAACUGGGUAAACUUGCAGCUCCCAAAAUAUCCAGGCUUGAAAGCAUUCUUCCGGUCUAUGUCGCCCAGGCAUUUCUUCAAUGGAGAUUGGAACACAGGAGGUACUUGUGACAAUACCACACCUCUAUCUGGAGGGAAGGAAGUUUUACAUGAUAAGCCUGGCGAUUCUGUUGCCGCAGGGGCAGUCAAGGGAACAAGGGUUCAACUUUUGGACAUAACAGCUAUAUCUCAGCUUAGGGACGAGGGUCAUAUCUCUCGGUACAGCAUUAGAGCCACGGAAGGAAUGCAGGAUUGCUUGCAUUGGUGCUUACCCGGCGUUCCUGAUACAUGGAAUGAGAUCCUUUUUGCUCGAAUUUAAUCUGACAAUGCUGGUGUUAUUUAAGAAUUCUUUCCAUAUGUCAGGAAAAAGAGACAUAUUCUACCUUUUCCUGGCUCGGAUGAAAUAUACUACAGAACGUCAUAGGGAUGUAUACACGGGAUCAGAGAUAUUAUUUAUCAAAGUCCCAUACAAGAGCUUGUGUUCCAAACUUUAAUUUGUUGGAAGAGCUGUGAUCUUAUAUAGUUCAUAUAGGUUUGUCCUUACCCUGUGGGGGUCAGGUGCCAAUCAUAAACAUUCUGUGCAAGUAUCCAUGCUUAAGGACGUCUUGCAUAUCUUAGGCGGCAACAUUCUUAAUGAGAGGGCUGUUAUUAAGGGACGGCCUUUAAAGAGGGCUGGUUAUUAUAAAUUUAGGGCAGAAGGAUAUAUGAUUGAAUUCUGCUUUAGAUGUUGAUAGUUCCUCUUUUGGAUAACUGUAUAAACAGGAGCAAUAGGUUCAUUGUUUCUUUUUUCUUUUUUGUUGAUUUUGUUGUGUUGAUGUUCAGGCUGGAGGUAUGCAACAAAUUCAUUUCGAUAUAUACUAAUGAAAACUUACUCCUUUCCCUCA